This is a messenger RNA of Salmo salar (Atlantic salmon), 6211 nucleotides long. RefSeq lists its product as uncharacterized. The record is from RefSeq and is a predicted model, not a curated record. NCBI's taxonomy places the organism in Eukaryota, Metazoa, Chordata, Actinopteri, Salmoniformes, Salmonidae. Gene Ontology annotation, biological process: negative regulation of DNA-templated transcription.
GCAAGGUCCCACAUCCUGGUAUUUUUCACCGUUGUCAAGGCAGCGAUAGAGAGAAAGGCUGGCUCGCGGAAAGUAUCUGCAGUGUCCUGACAGUAUAUCUGUCCAAACGUUAACAAACUGUCCCGGAAAGUUAGGUGUAACUACCAGGACUUUACCAUCUGGCAUCUGUUAAUGUCAAGAUGUGGCGGGUGAACACCAGAGAUGGGAGACGGACAUAAUAAGACCUAAAGGAUGCUACUCAAUAUCUAAAGGCUGACGAUAUCCAUAUCUGGAGGACAUUGGAAGAAAAAUAGUAGGAUGAGUGAGGAUUCCGCAGCCAGCACAAUUUGGUGAAGAUUAGGAACGGUGACCAAGCAGCAAUACGACCAUCAUGCCAACCACCCAGGGAACUGGAGGGGCUGGCAGCCCACGGGUUCAGCGCUACCGUCCGGCCUCGGAGUUUGACAACGCCACCCUCGCCCAGAAGAGAGAGUACUGGAGGACCAAGAAACGAGAGCAGAGGGCUAAGCUUUCAGAGGUCAAGAGGGAGAGGUCAAAAGCAACAAACAGAGGAAGUAAAUCCUUGGACAGUAAUGCAGUCCAUAAAACCAUAACCUCAAUGGGGUUGAAUUCCGGUGCCUCUUGUUCAAUAGUAGGGUCUGCCCCCCCUUUGUUGAAUAGUGAUGGUUCCUACCAAACUUAUGUCGGCGGUGCACCUGUAGUCUUAUUGAAGGGAAAGGGUUCUGCUGUCUCCCAUAAUCAGAACCAUAGUGUUGGGGAAGGGGGCCAAAACUAUUCCUCAGCAAACCAAAAGGAGAGUUGGUUCCAGAGGAUAAAACUCAACAAAGUAUUGCCUCAGUUCCCAACAACCAGUGCAGACCCAGGAAAAGGUGCAAUGGUCUGCAAGAUGGCAGUGAAAAGUUAUCCAACAGGGGGUGCUGUGAUUGGAACAGUUACCUCAGCCAAACCCAAUGGAGUGCUUCUCAACAGUGGCUCCUUUGUGCCUCCGGUAAGAGUGGCGGUGAGAGCCUCAGGCUCUGCCCCUCGCCAACCACAGAGCGGAAUGACUAUUCUCAAUGGCAGCUCUCCUGUAGUGUCAUCUGAGCAGCAUCUGACCACCCAGAGUGUAUCAAGGCCUGAUGCAAAGACAAAGACGCAAGUUACAGUGUCUGUUCAGCCUAGAUCGCUAACCACUAACAUUACCACAGGGAUGACCAUCGUGACCACUCAGUCUGCCCCUAUGCUAGUUCACAAACCAGGGGUUAGGCCUAGAGGGAUGAAAGUAACACCGCUAGGUGGGAAAAAGAGUGCAGUGGUCGCGGCCCAAGGAGUUCGAAGCAUCAACGACACAUCAGCUACACUGGAGACUGAGGAGGAGCGAGCCGCCAAGCGCAGAGAGAAUUGGCGCAUCAAGAAAAGAGAACAGCGAGCGAAGCAAGCGGCUAGGUUAAGCAAGGCCAGCAAAAGAAUCACGAACAUGGAGGUAUCGUUGCAGAAAGUAGAACUGUUACCAAACGUGGACGUUGAACGUCCCCAGUCCGCUUUGAGUGGACAGGGCCAGAGGCAGUGUGCUAGUCGGGUCAGUGCCCCGUUCAUCUCAGCCGGACGGCUGCUGAAGAACGCCAGAGCGGUGGCUAGCAUUGCUGUCAAAAGGGAGUCUGACGAUUCAAUCCUGGCUAAGCUAACCACAGUCAACGCUAAUGAACACACCGUUCAGCUAAGAGCAGAGAAUCUGCAGGAGGCUAAAGCAACAAUGCAGACUGGUAUCACAUCUAAUAUCAUUGGUUAUAAACCAGCAGGGGAACCAAGCAGAAGGCUCCCUGGUCCAGUGCAGUUUGCCAACGUUAACCGAGGUAUGGUCCGUUGUAGGACUCCGAGACAGAGGUUCAUUGAAACCCAAAGGAAUUUCCUGGGUCAGAGAAAGAUGAGGAAGUCCCCCUGUCAUGCCAAAGCCAUAACAACCCACAACGCACCACGAGAUGACCCAAAGGAGACCCCCGAGCAGAGGGCGGCCCAGAUGCGGGAAUACUGGCGUGUCAAGAAGCGGGAGCAGCGAGCCAAGCUGUCUGGCGAAGUCCGAGCUAAGAUGAAGGAGAGGGAUGCUCUGAUGCAAAGAGUCAAGCGUUACCAGAGCAUCCUGGAGGAUAUGAGGAAGGCCAGAGCAGCAGGCUGCAACAUGCUGCCACAACGAACAGAAAAUAGGCCUACUCACACCAGCGCCUCAGAGAUCAUUGGAGGUUUCAUCAUGGAGGAUGGUACAGUGACCAAUAACAUUCCUCAAAUUGAUCUCACUACAGAAGCAAAAGAGACUGGGGGUGAAAUUGGUAGCAGUAGUGGGAUGCCUGUUAAUAAUGUAUUUACCAACACACACCGCCAACACCAACUGCUUCCCAAACCUACUGGUGAUACCUUUAGUAAUGUGGUGUUAAGUCAUCAAACACAGGACAACCCACCACCUCCUCUAAUCCGUUCUGCUCAGUUUAAAGUCUCUUGUCCUCCCGUCGGCCUGUCAAUCAUGAAGCCUCCCAGGUUGGUUUCAAUCAGACCGAGGACUGAAUUUCAAAGCACACCGAAAAACCAGAAUUUACACACAGUCUUCCAGCCCCAGAGUCAUAUCACCCUCACACACCCUCAAAACAUCCAAAACACCUUUCCUGGUGUGCCUACAGCGAUGCCAAAGCCGGCUAGCUGUGUCAUGCAGAUGGCUGUCAAAGCUUCUACAGAGUCAGCAGUGCUUAACUUGGACCCAAAGCUAACAGAGGAGGAAAGUAUGGCUAAGAAGAGGGAGUACUGGAGGGUAAAGAAACGAGAGCAGAGGGCUGCCCGCGCCAUCCGCCUAAGGCAAGGAGUUCAAGCUAGGGGAAAUGCUGCCUCACAGAAGAGGCGAAACCAAAGGUUAGCACGAUUAGCCACAGCCAAUCCCAAUGUCAACACCUCUGUCAACCACACACUCGCUAUCAAGCCUCUCUCAAACACCAGUCUGUCCAUGCCUCCACAGGGAAACCAAAUAAAACAAGAAAGAGAAUCAAUCUCAACACACGCUCCAUGUCCUCCACUGGAACAACCCCUCUGUGUUGAUAUCAAACUGUCCCAGUCUCCACCACAUCCAGAGCCACCAGACCUAGCCUUGAGUGCUGACAGCCAGGCCACCACUCUCUUGGCAGUGGCCUCUAUGAAGAAGCUUCUGGAGGAAUCUCUCAGCACUGUGGCUGACUGUAAAACGGAACAGCCUGACUGUAUUACAGAACAGCUGCCUUGUAAAAGUGAACCCCAGGCUUGUUCCUCCGAGGAGAAUGCCGUCCAGAUUGAGGUCAAGCCAAUUCUACCUCUGCUCACCCUGGGAGACGAGGAGAAAGCCUCCAUAUCUGGUGACCUAUCGUUGGAGGUCAAAGGGUGGCAGGUGGAUGCUGACGCCCCGCCACCAUGUCAGGUGACCAUUCGUCCUCUGAGUCCUCAUCCUAAGGACUCUCCCCUAUCCAGUCCUUGUACUAACACCCUCUCUUUCUCAUCUUCCCCUCUCAAUCGGUCCGAACCCCCCUCUCACUCACCCACACAAUCCUGCUCCCACAAGGCAGCCUCUGGAGGACCACUCCUCCCUCUCCCUCGUAGAGCCCAGAGGUUGCGUGCCAAAAAAGCAGGCCACCACCACUGCUGCUCCCCAGAACCUCCGAAGCUACAUCACCAGCCACCGCAACAACAACCACCUUGCCAACUUCAAAAUCAACACCAGCGUCAACAUCAGAAACACCCCCAACAACAGCAGCAGCAUCAGCAACAUCACCACGCCCCGGUGGUGACAGACCAGAAUGUGACUCUGCAGAAGAAGAGGGAGUACUGGAGGAUGAUGAAGAGGCAGCAGAGAGCCAGGAAGGCUAGGCAGGGAGGAGGGGGGCUGAGGCAGGGGGACUACAGCAGACGACUGGCCCUCAAAGCAGCACAGUCUCCGAAUCUCCAUAUUGUCAAGACACCGACACAGAGGCCAGUGCAGAGAGGCGGGAGCUUCAGUCUACAAGGCGCACCAUUGCUCAAACCACAGCCCUCCCCCCUUCUCCAGCCUAUAUCUCCCCCUGCCUCUGGACCUCAGGCAAGCCUCAACAUGGUCACCAACAUCCCUACACUUCUGGUUGUGAGCCCCACCACCUCCAACAUGGGACAGCCGUCUGAUACACUACAGCUCAGACCUCCGGUCAACUGUACCACUAUUUCCAAUUCAUCCAUUGGCCACACAGGGUCCUCCCAGACAUCUCAUAGCUUCAGUACCGCGUUUCUCCCUGUAGGAGGCGGUGUCACUGUUCCUCCAUUGGGUGAGGGGAAGAAAGGCGGGCUGCUACUGGUGGAGAGCCAACAGGAAGCGGCCCCGGGGUCCAGCCCUGACUCGCCACGUGUUAGAAAAUGGCGACUGCAAGAGCAGGAAAUCUCAGACGCCGACGCCUCACCCAUCGCUACUCUCUCACCUCCGCCCAACCCUCUGACGAGCAUCAAGCUCUUACCAAUUCAUCCUCCCAGUCAAACGUCCACAUUCACACCAACACAGACUCCUUUCAAAUGUCAAGGUGCUCAGAUUCCUCAAAGUGGGAAUUUACAAAAUGUAGGAUUGCCUACAAUGCAGGGGCUCACCAGAAGCCCCAUCUACAUAAGCUCCAUGGGUCCGCCCAAGCCAGUGCCGGGGGAGUCGGAAGAGGAGACUCUGAGGAAGAAGAGGGAGUACUGGAGGGUGAAGAAGAAGGAACAGAGAGCCAGGAAGGCCAUGAGGGACAGGGAGCUGACUGAGAAGAGGGCUUCGGUCAACUGGAGGCCCAUCCUCCCCAGCAGUCAGCCUCAACACCUGCUGCAGGGGCUGGAUACACAGUUCAUGUCCAUUAGGGCUGACCGUAAUUUUUCUCAACCAAAGGAACAUGAUCCUGACCGGUGGGUCAAUACCUCGGAGGACUCUGAACUACAUCUAAGUACUUCCACAGAGACAGACAUGGGCUACUUUCCUGACCCAAGCCAUACGGAACCCACAGAAGAGGAAUCAGAGCUCCUUUUCCCAGACGAUGAUCAUCACGACAACUACAACGGCCCCAUCUCAGAUGCCGUAUGGAGGAACUGCUACCUCAUGGACUACGACCCCCUGAACCAGCUGCUGGUGUGCAUGGUGUGUGGGGAUCUCCAGUACUCCCACAGCCUGGAGGGGGUGAGGGCCCACAUCGAGGAGGCCCACCCGGACACCCUGAGCCUGGUGCCCCCGGAGCGCCGGCACAUCCUGGAGGCCUGGGACGAGCAGGUGUCCAGGAGAGAACUUUUCUUCACCAGCCAGCUGCAGCAGCACAGCGGUGGGAUGGGAGAGGACAGUGCCAACCUCCCAGCAGAAGUAGAAGUAAUGGUUGAUACAGAGGACUCAUCAUACCUGAAGAACAGCAAGAGCUCCAAAACCACCAACAGACUCUGAGAGCUAAGAAGCACAAAUCACUAAAUGCCAGACAGCGUAAAGCAGCGUUGUUCAGAAGUGGAGGAGAAAAAGAAAACGUUACUGCUGGUUUCUUUUAAUGUCUGUUUAUUUUUACAGAGCAGUUCACCUCUACAAAAGAUCAUCUAAACUUGAACUGCAUACAUAGGUGACAUUGAACCACAAGAGACAAGCUUUACCUCAAUAACUUUGGGAUACACACACACUCGCUGUUUUUGAAAGCGCAGUUUUGUAGCGAUUGUCAUUCUCUACUACUAAACUAAGUCUUCUAUGCCCGAAGCAAACAGUUAAUAUUCAUGAUGUCACUGGGUUCAAUAAUGUCAUUGUGCUUUAUGAAACACACUAAAGCAGACAGGAGGGCUCUCCUAGUCAACUGUAAUGGGUUAACAUCCCUGUUUUAUGCAUCCAUGAUGAACAGGUCAGUUAUGUUCUUCAAUCUGAAUGAAUGAUAUGUCCUUGGUCUUACUCGAUGUAUCAGGAUCAAUAUGAUGCAAGUUAAGGGCAAGUCGCAGACCUGUAAAUUUGACUUGUCAUUUGAAAUUGUCUACGGGUGAUCAGUUGUUUGAUAUUCGUCUGUACAUCCAGUACCAGUCAAAAGUUUGGACACACCUACUCAUUCCAGGGUUUUUCAUUAUUUGUACUAUUUUAUACAUUGUAGAAUAAUAGUGAAGACAUCAAAACUAUGAAAUAACACAUAUGAAAUCAUGUAGUAAACAAAAAAAGGGUUAAACUAAUCAAAAUAGAUUUUAUAUUUUAUAUUCUUCAAAGUAGCCACCCUUUGCC